Cololabis saira (Pacific saury) is the source of this 1642-nucleotide messenger RNA. RefSeq names its product nudix (nucleoside diphosphate linked moiety X)-type motif 19 (gene nudt19). The coding region runs from base 80 to 1279 and encodes 399 amino acids. Gene Ontology annotation, molecular function: hydrolase activity, acting on acid anhydrides, in phosphorus-containing anhydrides. Gene Ontology annotation, cellular component: mitochondrion. The transcript has 4 exons. Lineage: Eukaryota; Metazoa; Chordata; Actinopteri; Beloniformes; Belonidae. The record is from RefSeq and is a predicted model, not a curated record.
UGGGUCACCUCCACCCGGAGCCGCUGGCCGAAAGUCAACCUGCAGACCGAAAACUUUUGCAGAUCAGUAAAGUUUGAGGAUGAACAACGCACUGAAACACUGGAAGGAGGCGGCCACUCUCAUUCUAGCUGCAGGACAGAGAGUCGGUGCGGACGGGUUGCUGUCAAGGACGUCGCUGACCGGGACCGGCACCGGUGGUCCCGGCUCCGGGUCCGGGUCGCACCUCCCGCACUGGUCCCGCUUCGAUUACGACGUGCUACUGCUCAAACGGAGCAGUAAAAGCGGCUUCAUGCCCAAUGCAUACGUGUUUCCCGGCGGCAUGCUGGACUCCUCGGACUUCUCCAGCGAGUGGCUGGACGUGUUCAAGUCCGUCACCAACUCCGCAGAUUUCGGCUUGAGACCGGUCCGGCAGCCCCCGGAGAGCCGGCCGCAGAUCUUCUCCACGGACCGGCGGCAGCUCGGCUCUCCCGUCCCGGGAGACGCGGCUCUGCGGAUCUGCGCCCUGCGGGAGACGUUUGAGGAGUCGGGGGUGCUGCUGGUGCUGUCUGAGGAGGAGGCGAGGCAAGCUGGAGAGGACGGUUUUAAAGAUGAGAUGGGUCGCGGGCUGUGCAGAGCGCAUCAGCUGUGCAGCGAUGAGCUCGCCAAGUGGAGGGCUCUGGUGAACCGAGACCCCUCCAACUUCAUCAGGAUGUGCAAGCAGCUGCAGCUGCUGCCCAACAUCUGGGCUCUGCACGAGUGGGCCAACUGGCUGACCCCCGCGGGGCGACCCGGGGCCAGGUUCGACACGGCCUUCUUCAUGUGCUGCCUGCAGGAGGUCCCGGACGCCAGUCAGGAUGAAAAGGAAAUCGUGCGCUUUCAGUGGUCCAGGCCCUCAGAGAUCCUGCAGAGCUAUCGGGCACGGCAGCUGUUGAUCCCACGUCCGCAGUUCUACGAGCUCAGCCGCAUGUGCUGCUUCCCCUCGCUAAGCGACCUCCACAGUUUUGCCUACGAGCGGGCCACAGAGGGCUGUGAACACUUGUUGCCUGUGAUCUCAAAAGUUGAGCGCCACACUGCACUGCUGCCAGGUGACAAACACUAUCCACUGCAUAUUUCAAGACAGACGGAGGCUGAUAACAGGACAGACUUUGAGCUGAACGAUACUCCAAAUGGUGCACUGCACCGCAUAGUGAUGUCAGAUCCCUACACACCCACUCUACAGAUCACCAUCACACCCAAGUACAACCACUUGCUCCCUCUGAUAGAGCCAGCCUCAUCACAAGACUCAAAAAGUAAACUUUGACCCGCCUUGGAACUCCUCCUCCUCCAACCGACAAGUUAGGGAAGGAAGAAAGUCAGUUCUGACAUUCAGAUCACUGUAAUGUCCUCAGAAGUAAUGAAAAUGGACUGUGUGCGUGCGUGCGUGUGUGUGUUAAAAUGGUCUUACUGGGACUGAUAUGUCAGAGGUGGAGGCUCUGUAUGCCUCUCAGCUGAUGGGGGUCUUCCUCAUUGCAGUGUGCUUGAUGGAUUAAAAAUAAUCUCUUAAAUGUGAUUCACUGCAUGCCUGCCAUUUGUAUAUGCCAUAUUAUUAAAAAUAUUUAAAAUAUUGAUACUGUACCUGCAAACUUCACCGUUGUUGUUUUGAUUUGCACGUUAAUAUCCAUCU